Messenger RNA from Penicillium malachiteum, 672 nucleotides. RefSeq lists its product as uncharacterized. The transcript has a single exon. Lineage: Eukaryota; Fungi; Ascomycota; Eurotiomycetes; Eurotiales; Aspergillaceae. The record is from RefSeq and is a predicted model, not a curated record. The coding region runs from base 1 to 672 and encodes 223 amino acids.
AUGGUCAUGCCAGCUGGACGGGUCUAUAGGCAUGUUCACCCAGAAGAGGUCGAACCGCCAACUAAGUGCACAGCAUUGAUGCUAGCGGCUCAGGUAGGAAACACACCGUUCUUUGAAUAUCUCCUAGGGCUAGCUCAUUUUGCCACGGAUGUUGGCCAACAUGAGAGUGAUUCUUCUCACUUGACUGUUGUCAAUUAUGCGCUUCGGUGCCGAAAUACUGUCGAGGCAUGCGUAAUGGUUGCAAGGUUACUACGGUGGUUACCCAAUGAUGCUCACCUGAGAUCUGGCGUGGUGAUCCCGGGGCUUGCUCGCAUGCCGUUUACGAACCUCUGGACUAUUCAUGGGUAUGUUCUGUGUGUGAUGGGUAUGCUACACUUCCGCCUGGAAGAGACCUAUGACACGUUUACUACUAUUGGGGCGAUGGGCGCCCUACGGUUUUUGAACAGGGUGAUAGCCGAGUGCCGACACCACCAGAUGCUGAUCAGGCAGAUAUAUCUUUUUAUGGCACCGGGCCAGAGUGCGGGCUACUUUGCUGGCCCACAGCAUGCUAUGGUGCUAGGCCGCGCGGCAGGAUUGGGAGGUCCGGGUUUACUACUAAAUACAACAAGUGUCUUUGACGUUAACAACUUCCGUAUGCCAUUAACAGCCUGGAGGCCGGACAAGCCACAUUGA